Molecule: messenger RNA, 526 nt
Organism: Morus notabilis
Lineage: Eukaryota; Viridiplantae; Streptophyta; Magnoliopsida; Rosales; Moraceae
Exons: 2
Coding region: 39-437 (132 amino acids)
Source: RefSeq, a predicted model, not a curated record
UCUACUUCUACGUGAAGCUCUCAAGCGAUCGAUCUGGCAUGAAGCCAAUGAAGUUCUUCAAUUUCUCGGAAUUGGGUUCCUGUUGCCGGCCACAAGGCACGCCGGCGCCGGAGCCGGAGGAGAGUGGAAGCCACGCGAGUAGUGGCCGCACCCCGACUUCGAAUUACCGCAGCAUAAGGUGUCCGGCGGGCACGAAAACGGAGUCGGCGGCACACUGGCGGCCGGCGCUUCCGGCGAUAUCGGAAGAUGCGGUUGUUUCUCAGCUCGUGGAGAGUAAGAGUAAACAGAUGGUUCAGAAGAAAUCGCCCACCAAAAGUGGUUCCAUGGCUAAGGAUCAAAGAUACAGUAGUACUAACAGUUUUAAAGAGUCCAGGAAAAACUCUGUACCCGCGGCGGUGGUCAUCCCAGCUUUCUCACCCACACCUUUCGUGUUCUGAUUUAUAUGUGGCUGUAAUUUUUUUUAUCAGUGUCUUGUAUUUGAUUCAUCUCGUAUUAUAUAUAUAUAUAUAUAUGCAUAAAAGCAAAG